CAACAACCCAAGAAUUCCCAUCCCAUACCGAAUCUCCUCUCAAGAUUCCUCAUCUGCAGCUGAUCAGAGACUGCCUCAUUCUCCAUCUUGCUCUCGUAUCCACCCGCAGUAAUCAAACACACAAAGAAGCCCCCGGAGCCACCAGCGAACAGUACCCCUACGCACCCCUACCAUGAGGUCCCACAUGGAGAGUAGCUACGGCCACUUUGACAUGGAAGACUCGUUCUCCUACUCAUCCAGUCCCAACGGCAGCUUCUCAUCCACCGGAUCAUCCCCUUACGGCUCAGUGACACCGAGCUCGACCAGAGGCUCCUUUGGAUGUCAAACGCCGCCGCCGCGCAGGCACUCGUCUCUUAGUUUCGAACACAGGCUGGGUGCCACCGACAUGCGCAUGGUCAUAACGUCGCCCGAAUACAUGCACAACAUGACGCUCCAGCCCAGCUCUCAGGGCUACUAUAGGGACAACUACACUCCGGCGACGCCCCCGAGGACCGGAAACCCCAUGGACAUGAGCGUUCCGGGUCCGCUGGGCUUCAUGGAGCACCAAAUGCCCCUUCAGGGCACGCCCGGCGCCUACUCUUAUGCCGACAGCCUGCCGCCGUCGCCUCCUUUCAUGGCCCAUGCGCCAGGCUACCCGACACACGGAACCCCCAGCCCUGGCGCGCAGGCCCCGAUCUGGGUGCACGCCGGCUCCCCUGUGCCCAUGUUCGAGAGCUCGCCGUGCUCCCGGUCGUCGUCCAUGUCGAUGGACACUGGCUUCGAGAGGAUAGGCAAGCGAGAUGUGGCUGGCGAGCUCAGGCCUCCCAUCAGUGGCAUGGGCCAAACACGGACAACGGCCGGGGCGCGCAGGAUCGCCCGGCCGAAAAAGACAAAGGGCAUCAGCAAGAUGUUGGUGAAGCCCGCGGACGGGGUCCCCCUCGUGGUUGAUCAGUACGACCAGAACGGGUUUCAAUGCGAGCAUGAAGGCUGCAACAAGCGGUACAAGAGGCCGGAGCACAAGGUGCGCCACGAGCUGUCACACAAGCAGGGGCGCUACUUCCACUGCCACCCUGACUGCCCUCGCAAGCACCAGACAAGAGACCGGUUCGACAAUUUUUACUCGCACUUCAAAAAGCACACGGACCAGAACAACCCCAACUACAUCCCCGGUGCCGAGGAGUGGUGGGAGCAGCACUACCGGGACAUGGACAAGAGGCGCAAGCCGAGGCAGACGCAAAUCAAGUACGAGGAGUAGGCGGGACCACCAAGCUUGCCUCGGUAGGCCGCCUUGGCCAAAGGCCACACCCGCCACUUUCUGCACUACCUUUGCUCUUGGUUUACCCGGGUGCUUUCUUCCGCCCCAUAUCAUUAAUCCUCGGUGUCUUUUUUUUUUUGGAUGUUGGCUGCAUGCUUUUCCCUCCCACCCCAUUCGCACCCCAUCACCCAUUUCUUCUCUAAUCUUCUCGUGCGUUUGUUACUUGCUACUUGCUCACGGGCACAAUGUCAC
Molecule: messenger RNA, 1486 nt
Organism: Gaeumannomyces tritici R3-111a-1
Lineage: Eukaryota; Fungi; Ascomycota; Sordariomycetes; Magnaporthales; Magnaporthaceae
Exons: 2
Coding region: 173-1234 (353 amino acids)
Source: RefSeq, a predicted model, not a curated record